This is a messenger RNA of Motacilla alba alba, 1611 nucleotides long. It is a transcript of the gene TMEM221, whose product is annotated as transmembrane protein 221. The record is from RefSeq and is a predicted model, not a curated record. The transcript has 3 exons. Bases 375 to 1466 code for a protein of 363 amino acids. Lineage: Eukaryota; Metazoa; Chordata; Aves; Passeriformes; Motacillidae.
UCCCGGGGUUUUCCCAGGGAACGGCAGCGCUGGGAACGGGGGAAGCGGCUCGGUCUGUCCGUCCGUCCGUCCGUCCUCAGUCCCCACCCCUGCUCCUGCGCGCUCCCGCCGCCCCCAGGAGGCUCCCGGGGCCCCACCGGGGCGGGCACGGGGCGGAGCCGGCCCGGGAGGGUCCCGGCCCGGAGGCAGGACCGAGGGCGGCUCGGGCCCGCCCCGGCGGAACGGAGGCGCUCGCUGCCCGGUGCCCGCUCCCGGUUCCCAUUCCCCGUCCGAGCUCCCGCAGCGGCGGCACCGACGAGUGGGGAGCGCACGCACGUUCGGCACCGCCGGUCCCGCCGGUUCUCCCGGUUCCCGGUGCCGGUACCGGCUCCGCCAUGCCCUCCCCGUACCCGCGGCAAGCCCUGAUGGUGCUGCUGCUCUUCGGGACCCUGUCCGCCGCCAUGGCCCUGCUCUCCUCCAGCCUCAUCUUCCAGCUGCCGUCGGGCCGGGCCGCUCCCGGUGCCGCUGCCGGGGCGCUCCCGGAGCCGGUGGCCGCCGCUCUGCUGCCGGUGGCGGCCGCGCUGGCCGCGCUCUGCCUGGUGCUCAACGUGAGCUGCCUCCUGCUCUGCCUCCUGCACGGCUACCUCAGCACCGAGCUGUGCCGGGGGCAGCCCGGGCCCGAGCGGGCAGCCUGGUUCCUCCUGGACAGCCGGAGCGUGCGGCACGCGGCCAUCGGCCUCUUCUGCUGCGGGGUCUGCCUCUACCUCACAGCCCUGGCGCUCUCCAUGCUGCUGCUGUUCCAGCCGGAGGCCGGCAUUGCCGGCGCCUGCAUCCUGGCCUCUGGAAUUCUCGUCCUGCUCAUCUCCCUGCUCCACGCGCUGCUCCGCGCUUCCCGCAUCUCCCGCGGCUCCGAGCUUUCCCGAGCCCUCUACGAGAACGACUCCGGCAGCGAGAGGAGCGCGGCGCCGCCCCGGCCCCGCCCCGAAAUCCACCGGGAAUUCUCCCUCCCACCUUUCCUGGAGGGCAAAUCCCAGCCGGGCUCGGCCUCCAGCAGCAACCUGAGCUCCAGGAGCAGGGAAUUCCACAGGGAAUCCCAGCAGGAAUUGUCCAGGAGCAAGGAAAUUCCCAGAGAAUCCCAAUCCCAGGACUGGUCCAGGAGCGGGGAAUUCCUCAGGGAAUCCCAGCAGGAAUUGUCCAGGAGCAGGGAAUUCCCCAGGGAAUCCCAGGAAUUUUCCAGGAGCAGGGAAUUCCCCAGGGGAUCCCAGGACUGGUCCAGGAGCGGGGAAUUCCUCAGGGAAUCCCAGCAGGAAUUGUCCAGGAGCAAGGAAAUUCCCGUGAAGUCCCAGUCCCAGGACUGGUCCCGAACCCACAGGACCCUGCUGGACUCGGGGCUGCUCCAGGAGCAGGGAAAGCCCUGGAAUGUCCCCAGCAGGGAGAUGAGGAAUGUGCUGUCCCACAGGGCCACCAAGGACUCCACGCUGGUGUGAGGGCAAUCCGGGAUUUUCCUGGAGGAGGAGCUGCUGCUUUUCCACGGUUUUGGGGCUUUUUUUUCCUGGGAAAAUUCCUUCACCCACAGCUGGAAGGCCAGUGCUGCCGGCCUGGAGAUCCCAAACCCAUCCCAAACCCCCCAGG